Messenger RNA from Rosa chinensis, 1300 nucleotides. RefSeq names its product protein EXORDIUM-like 3. The record is from RefSeq and is a predicted model, not a curated record. The transcript is spliced from 2 exons. NCBI's taxonomy places the organism in Eukaryota, Viridiplantae, Streptophyta, Magnoliopsida, Rosales, Rosaceae. The coding region runs from base 51 to 1067 and encodes 338 amino acids.
UCUCUCUCUCUCUCUCUCUCUCUCUCACUCUCUCACUCACUCCAAUCAAAAUGCGCCGUUCACCGGCUCCGUUGCUCGUCUCCGUCCUCACCCUACUCUCCCUACUCCUCUCCGCCGCUUCAUGGCGGCCCUGGCCCCACCUCAAGGCCAACAACACUGACCUCGCCCUCGGCAACAACAAAAAAUUCGAAGGCUCCUCCGACUUUGUCCACCUUAAAUACCACAUGGGGCCGGUCCUCACCGCCGACAUAACCGUCCACACAAUCUGGUACGGCACGUGGCAGCGCCGCCAGAAGAAGAUCAUUCGUGAGUUCAUCAGCUCCAUCUCCGCCGCCGACUCCAAGCCCCCUUCCGUCGCCGGUUGGUGGAAGACCGUACAGCUCUACACCGACCAAACCGGCCAGAACGUCUCCCGCACCGUCCACCUCGGCGCCGAGAAAAACGACCGCUUCUACUCCCACGGCAAAUCCCUCACCCGCCUCUCCAUCCAGUCCGUCAUCAAGUCCGCCGUCACCGCCACCACCCGCCCCUUACCCACCAACCCACAAGGCGGCCUCUACCUCCUGCUGACGUCAGACGACGUCAGCGUCCAGGACUUCUGCGGCCAGGUCUGCGGCUUCCACUACUUCACGUUCCCGUCCAUCGUCGGCUACACUCUGCCGUACGCGUGGGUCGGGAACUCCGCGAAGCUCUGCCCCGGGGUCUGCGCGUACCCGUACGCCGUGCCGGAGUACAUGCCGGGGUUGAAGCCGUUCAAGUCUCCGAACGGCGACGUCGGCGUGGAGGGGAUGAUAAGUGUUAUAGCUCACGAGAUUGCCGAGCUGGCCAGCAACCCUCUAGUGAACGCUUGGUACGCCGGUCAGGACCCCAGUUUUCCGGUGGAGAUCGCCGACCUCUGCGAGGGGAUCUACGGCACCGGAGGAGGGGGGUCGUACACGGGGCAGCUGAUGGACGACCACGACGGCGCCACGUACAACAUGAACGGAAUCCGGCGCAAGUUUUUGGUGCAGUGGGUUUGGAGUCACGUUUUGAGUUACUGUACCGGACCUAAUGCACUCGACCAGUAAAAGUUUGUAAUUUUUACUGCUUUCUAUAUCGGGUCUGUUUUAAAUUUUUCCUUUUUUUUCGGGUUCCGGUCGUUUUUGGCUCUGAUGAAAGAGCUUUUGCUUUUGUUUGUUAAUGCGUAAUUAGCUAAAGUUAGCUAAGGAUGUUAAUUAUUAUUAUUGUAAUAAUGAUUUAUAUGUAUAAUUUUGUUGUAUACUGAUUUUUGUAUACAAAAUUAGCUACUGGUUUUUGUUCC